Ruditapes philippinarum (Manila clam) is the source of this 665-nucleotide messenger RNA. Its product is annotated as neuronal cell adhesion molecule-like. Lineage: Eukaryota; Metazoa; Mollusca; Bivalvia; Venerida; Veneridae. The coding region runs from base 220 to 648 and encodes 142 amino acids. The record is from RefSeq and is a predicted model, not a curated record. Gene Ontology annotation, molecular function: protein binding. The transcript is spliced from 4 exons.
AUUCAACUUAAAUGUCAUAGAAGUACGUCAUCUUCUGUUUGUUGUUAUUUCAUGCCUUUUUUAUGCAGAUUGAAUUCUUUGAUAGCUUAUAUAAAUGAUUUUUCCGCCAAGGUUUGCUGCAGACACUGUGCUGAUGUGCUUAUCAUUGCAGGUGAAGUAUAAGUAAACUGUGCUUGAAAGCCAAGACAGACAGAACUUUUUAGCACACAUAUCGACAGUAUGAUGGUGCUUAUGCGCAAUGUCUAUAUGUUUGUUGUUAUAUUGACGGGAUGUUCUAGUUUUUUCACGAACAUAGGCAAACGACAGGCUUAUAAACCUAAUCCCCCCGUGGAUGUCACACUGGGUGCAUGUAUGGUUGAUAAAGCGGUGAUACAUUGGGCACUGGAUUCAAAUUCUGCUCCUGUUACUAAAUUCUUAAUCGAGUAUAAUACUUCUUAUACUCCCAAUGUUUGGAUUAAUGUAGUCAACGUCACUGACCCACACCAGACUCAAGCUGAAGUUCCUUUGAUACCUUACAGAAAUUUUACAUUCAGGGUUAUCACGGAAAACGAACAUGGAAAAAGUGCUCCCAGCGUACAUACCAGGCCACCCUGUUUGACACCUAUUGGCGGUCCUUAUAUUACCUUUGAUUAUUUUGUAUCAAAAUAAAAUAUUUCAAAUCCAAA